Patiria miniata (bat star) is the source of this 1537-nucleotide messenger RNA. Its product is annotated as NACHT, LRR and PYD domains-containing protein 1 homolog. The record is from RefSeq and is a predicted model, not a curated record. The coding region runs from base 569 to 1537 and encodes 322 amino acids. The transcript has 5 exons. Lineage: Eukaryota; Metazoa; Echinodermata; Asteroidea; Valvatida; Asterinidae.
AUUUUUGUCUGACUUUAUUUAUUCGGCUACUACCGGACAAGGGGAUGAUGCCAAGUCAACAAGUCGAAGUCCCUCACCGAUUCCUUCCACACAAGCUUCAGGAGUGCCUGCACCCAGACCUCAGCAUCGUCAAAGACCAGACCAAGAACCACAGCUGGGGGCUCCUAGCUACAAAGAUGUCGGUAACAAGACUAGGGACAUUUUGAAGGGAGUUUAUAAAACAACAGGCAGUUACGUGCAGUUGCUGCCUGGGGUUGCUAAUGACCAAAGGCACAUAGAUAGUAUAUACACCAAAGUACGGUUAGAAACACGGGAAGGGGUAGCAGUUGUCUGUACGCCUACAGGGAAAACUGUUAGAAAAAGUAGCCAAAGUGGAGCAAUUGUAAACUCAAUAGAGUAUGACAGAAUAUUCAGAUUAAGGAAAGGAACUAACAAACUCAUCAAAUGCCUCAUUUUCGUUGGCGAAGGAGGGGUCGGGAAGUCAACCAUUUUUGAUAAGAUUGCAUACGACUGGGCUGAGGGUGAAAACAAAUUCCUGAAAAGAUUCAAUCUCGUAUUUCUUUUAAAGAUGUGUGCCCUGUCGCAAAAAUCUGAUCUUGUUGAUUCCACUUUUGAUCAACUUCUAGGUGAAAAGUCAGGAAUAAAAGAAAAAGAACUUGAUAAAUUCAUUCAGGACAACUCAAAUGAGGUCUUGAUUCUUUUGGAUGGUUUUGAUGCAAUGAGGACCAAAACACUUGAUGCAGCCUCAUUUGGUUCUAUCCUGAAAGCACUCGAUAGAACAGCGUACAAGGAAUGUAUCGUAUGUAUCGCCACCCGCCCCUCUCAUCUUGAGACACUGAUGUCAAAAUCACUUGUCCAAAAUCCUUGCACAUACAUAGAGGUUCUGGGGUUUACUGACGAGGAUGUUCAUGAAUACGUUCAGAAAUUCCAUGACAAAGAUCCUGAUAGUGGCAAUGCACUAAUCCAAACCAUUGAAAAGUCCAACACGCUGCGUGAUUUCGCCAAGACACCUGUGUUGCUGCUACAUAUGUGCUUGUUGUGGAGGGAGAGUAAACAACUCCCCAAAACAACUUCACGCCUCUUCACUGAGACAAUCGAUCACAUGUUCACAAGAAAACAUCUCUCUGGAUACUAUGCAUCAAACACAGUGAUUGCCAUAGGAAAAGUUGCGCUGCGUGGACUCACGAGUGCCAACCAGAGAUUCUCAUUUCAAGAAGAUGAGUUUGAACCGAAGGCGCUGGAGCUGGCACUAAAAGCGGGCAUCCUAACCAAGCAGAGAGUUAUCAAAAACGUCAAACCCCACACCAACAUACAAUUCAUGCCCAAGAUUGUGCAGGAAUACUGUGCAGCGAAAUACUUGCAGAGUUUGAAUCUCAGAUUCUAUCAUCCUAAACGGACUUUCUUUUGUGACUGGGUGAUCCAAAGUACCAUGGAUGCACAAAUUGAAGCAGCUAGCCAACAAACUGAUGUCCCUACCACGAGGCAACAGGAGGCUCAUGUACACGCCCCCUCAGCUGCAACAGGGGGAGGCACUUAA